This is a messenger RNA of Clarias gariepinus (North African catfish), 3666 nucleotides long. RefSeq lists its product as uncharacterized. The transcript has 4 exons. NCBI's taxonomy places the organism in Eukaryota, Metazoa, Chordata, Actinopteri, Siluriformes, Clariidae. The coding region runs from base 1 to 3666 and encodes 1221 amino acids. The record is from RefSeq and is a predicted model, not a curated record. Gene Ontology annotation, molecular function: GTP binding.
AUGGCAUCAUUUCACACUCUCGGAAAUAAAGCUCCAGAGAUUGGAUUUACCCAAACAACACCAUCACAUCAUGAAAAAGAUUCCCUUAACAGAAGAAUCAUGUUGGUGGGGAGGACUGGUGUGGGAAAGAGUGCUACAGGAAACACUAUCCUGGAAGAGAAGAGAUUCAAAUCUAACCUCAGUUCAUCAGAGUGUGAACUGCAACAAGCAGUGGUUUCUGGAAGGAAUGUAUCUGUCAUCAAAACUCCAUGUUUAUUCGACACAACAAUGUGCCAUGAAAUGUUAGGUGAAGUGAUUGUAAGAAGUAUUUAUCUCUCCAGUCCAGGACCUCACGCUUUUCUUUAUGUUCAGCCUAUUAAUGUCAGAUUCACUGAACAAGAGGAAAAUGAUUUUGAGAAAUUGGAGAUCAUUUUUGGAAAAGAGAUAAAGAAAUACAUAAUAUUUCUCUUCACCUAUGCAGACAUGUUAGAGGGGAAGACUGUGGAUAUGGUGAUUCAGGAGAACAGAACUCUCGGUAGACUAGUUGAUCAGUGUGGAGGUGGAUACCAUAUCUUCAACAAUAAAGACCUGGGAAACAGAAAUCAGGUCAGUGAGCUACUAAAGAAGAUAGACCGAAUGGUGGAGAAGAAUGGAGGAACCUGCUACUCCAAUCAGAUGUAUGAGGAAGCAGAACGAUUCAGGGAAAGUGGGGAGGAAGAGGGGAGAGAUGAGAUGGGUAAGAGUGUAAAGGAAAUAAUACAGAUCUUUGAGAGCAAGAACAAGAAAAUGAGGGAGAAAAGUGAGAGACCCAAAAGAGAGGAGCAAACUAGGAUGAGGAUUGAAAUACCAGAGAAAUUCAGGACAGAGGAGAAGAAUAGGAAGGAGGAGUUAAAGGAUGUCAAAAGAGAGGAGGAGGAGAAAAAAGGAAACAAAGGGGUUCAGGUGAGAGAAGAAGUAAAAACAGAGCAUUUCUUGAUGCAGGGAGAAAUGGUGGAAAGUAAAGAGGCUUUUAAAGAUAGAGCUAAGGGUGUUGCAGAUGGAGAUGAAUAUAGAAAUCCAGUUCUAAAUACUCAGACAAGAAUGGAAAUACCAGAGAAAUUCAGGACAGAGGAGAAGAAUAAGAGGGAGGAGUCAGGGGGUGUCAAGAAAGAGGAGGAGGAGAAAAGAGGAAACAAAGGGGAUCAGGUGAGAGGAGAAUCAAAAAGAAAGAAGAAAAGUGAAGAUAGUGCUAGUGGUGUUGCAGAUGGAGAUGAUUAUCGAGAUAAAGUUCUAGGAGUUGUUCUUUCCAGUGUUCUUAUAGUAGGUGCUGGUACAAUGGCACCACUCCCGAAGAGCAUUGCUUGUUCUUUGAAUUAUAAUAUUAUUCUUCUUGGACUAACAGGACAUGGGAAAAGUGCAUCAGGAAACACACUACUGAGGAUAAAAGCGUUUAUUUCCAAGAAGAGCUUUAAAGCUGUAACUCAACAGGUUCAGGUGGAUAGUGCAACUUUUGAUGGAGUGACUCUUCAUGUGUAUGACACACCAGGACUCUUCAAUCCAGAAACAAGCAAUGAGAAUACAACAAGCCAAUAUGAGUCUCUCUUCCAGUUAGAUGAGAGUGCUCGCACUGUGAUUCUUUUGGUGAUAAAGGCAGAAAGAGUUGGUUCUGAUGAACUACAAACUCUUCAUCUAAUCGGAAAUUUUAUACCCAAUUUUUUUGUCCCAAACACAUGGGUCCUCUUCACCAAAGGAGAUGAGCUAGAGAGAGAAAAUCUUACAAUUGAAAAUUUUAUACAAGGGUCAAAAGUAAAUGAAGUCCUAAAGAGAUUUCAAAACAGAUACCAUGUCUUCAACAACACUUCACAAAGUUCAGAUCAAGUAAAGAAGUUAAUCAAUAAAACCAGAGAGGCACCACCAAUUAUCUCUCCAGAGAUUGGAUUUCCUCGAACAACGCCACCACAUCAUAAAAAAUCUUCUCUUCACAGAAGAAUAAUGUUGGUGGGAAAGACUGGUGUUGGAAAGAGUGCUACAGGAAACACCAUCCUGGGAAAGAAGGGAUUUAAAUCUGAGCUUGGGCCGUCAUCUGUUACAUCUAAGUGUGAAGUGCAACAAGCAGUGGUUUCAGGGAGGAAUAUAUCUGUCAUCGACACACCAGGUUUAUUUGACACAGCAAUGUGCCAUGAAAAUCUAGGUAAAGAGAUUUUAAGGAGUAUUUAUCUCUCCAGUCCAGGACCUCAUGUUUUUCUUUAUGUCCAACCUAUUAACAUCAGAUUCACUGAACAAGAAGAAAAUGUUUUUCAGAAAUUAGAGAUGAUUUUUGGAAGAGAGAUAAAGAAAUACACAAUAUUUCUUUUCACCUAUGCAGACAUGUUAGUGGGGAAGACUGUGGAUACGACUGUUGAGAAGAACAUUUCUCUCAGUAAACUAGUUCAUGAGUGUGGAGGUGGAUACCACAUCUUCAAUAAUAAAGAAAUGACAAACAGAAAUCAGGUCAAUGAACUACUGGAGAAGAUAGAUCAAAUGGUGGAGAAAAAUGGAGGAACCUGCUACUCCAAUCAGUUGUAUGAGGAAGCAAUUACAUUUAGAAAAGAGGAGGAGGAGGAGGAGGAGGAGGAGAAGGAGGAAGCGAGACUCGUGAGAGAAAAAAUACUCAGGUUUGAGCAGAAGGAUGAAAAAAUUAUGAGGGAAAGCAAGAGCCUUGAGAUAGAGGACCAGAACAUUAAGAUAAAUAUUAGGGAAAAAAUACAGAGAUUUGAGGGGAAUGAUCAGAAAUUGAGAGAAGAAAGUGAGAGACUCAAGAGAGAGGAGCAAACAAGAAAGAGGGGUUUAAGGGGAUUAGAGAAAUUCAGAAAAGAGGAGAAGAAUAGGGGGAGUGAGACAGAGGGAGUCAAGAGAAUAGAGGAGGAAAGAGGAAACAAAGAGAUUCAGAUGAGAGAAAAAACAAAAUCAGAACAUCUGUGGAUGCAGGUGGAAAAAGAGAAAAGCGAGAAGAGUUUUUUUAAAGAGUCUGACAAUAGAAACAAAAGCUUUUCACAUAUUGAUGGUGGUGUUGCAGGUGGAGGUGGAUACCACAACUUCAAUAGUAAAGAAAUGAUAAACAGAAAGCAGGUUAGAGGGCAAUGUGAGAACAUAGACCAAAUGAUGGAGAAAGAUGGAAGAAGCUGCUACUCCCAUCAGAUGUAUGAGGAAGCAGUAAGGCAAGAAGAGGAGGAGAGGAGCAAGAGGGAGGAAACAGAGAGACUCAUGAGAGAAGACAACGGAAAGAGGGAGGAAAAUAAGACACUGGAGACAGAGGACCAGAUGAGUCAGAGUUCUGUAAGUGAAAAAAUACAGAGGUUUCAGAGGAAGGAGGAGAAAACAAGGGAGGAAAGAGAGACACUUAAAAGACAGGAGCAAACAAGAAAAAUGGCUAAAAAGAAAUUCAGUAAAGAGGUGGAGAAUAAGGGAGAUGAGACUGAGGGAGUCAAGAGAGAGAACGAGGAAAGUAAAACAGAGGAAAAUAUGAAAAGUGAAGAGGCUUUUGAAAAGUACUACAAUAUAUACAAGAUCUUUUCGCAUAUUGCUAGUGGUGUUGCAGGUUCAGGUGGAAAUAUGGUGAGAGCUGCUCUUUCCAGUGUUAUUGAAAUAGGUGUUGGUGGACUCAUGGUUUAUAAUAGUCUGGUCAAAGUUGGUACUUUGGUUAGUCGAUUUGGCCCUUACUUUGGGUAA